This is a messenger RNA of Kickxella alabastrina, 1225 nucleotides long. RefSeq lists its product as uncharacterized. Bases 382 to 1020 code for a protein of 212 amino acids. Gene Ontology annotation, molecular function: protein binding. The record is from RefSeq and is a predicted model, not a curated record. Gene Ontology annotation, cellular component: membrane. The transcript has 2 exons. NCBI's taxonomy places the organism in Eukaryota, Fungi, Kickxellomycota, Kickxellomycetes, Kickxellales, Kickxellaceae.
GAUUUUCAUCAAUCUCCCUUUGAAGACUUUAAACGAGAAAUACCGCUUUUUUCUUUUUUCUUCUCAUUUUUUGUUCUUUCAUUGAUUUUGCCUCUUGUAUUUUUCCAUUGCACGCACAAACAUAUAUAUACACUUUCAUAUAUACUUUUUCGUUAUAUAUUUUAAAACCACCAUCACCACUACCGCUGUCAAAAACCACUGCGUUUUACUUUGCCAUUUGCCAACACUCCUCUGGCCACCAAAGCGUUCGAGAACCCUGUUUUACUACCAAUACGGCGUUAUUAUCUCCGCACUCCUGGUUCAGUGGCAGCUGUGUCUCCCUUUCAUCACCCCCUCACAUAUAAUUGACAUAGUCAAGCUUUGCGCUAGCCGCCAUAAAACAUGGAGCCCUCUGACAUUGUUCUGCUAUUUCUUGGCGUCAUUUGUCCCCCGGGCAGCGUUGCGCUGAAGCGUGGCCUCAGCCGCGACUUUAUCAUUUGCAUGGGUCUUACUUUUCUUUUUUGGAUUCCAGGAAUUGCGUUCAGUUGGUACUUGAUUUUCAAAUAUCCGCUCGAGAACUUUCGGCGCACAGGCACCACCGGACAAUAUCAUACAAUUGAAGACGGACUACGGCGCCAUUCUCUAAACAGCGGUGUUGUAUCUGGAGAUGACACGCUGUAUCGCAGCGAAGACGAAGGCUCCCGCAGCACUACUAUGACCUCUGAGACUGCACAGCAGCAGCAGCAGCAGCAGGACUUGCCACUGCCUCACAAGCCGCAGUCGAGUCGCAACAAAAAGACACGGCGCCCUCGCAAUAGCAACAGCGACAACCAGUCUGGCACUAACAACGGCAGGAGAUCCGCUUACGCUUUGCAGGAGGCAGCCCGCAACUAUGCCAUGAGGCAUCAACAACGGCAGCAGACGAACUAUGUGAAAAAAUGGUUUAUUGACCGCUUCUACUUUUCUGACCCAACGCAAGUCCCGCCGUCACCGACAAAGUCUGCAGCACGCCAGCAGCACGAGCUUGACCCUACUCGGUGAUGCCGCUGAGCCCAAGCCUUCAAGUUUGCACAAGACAAACAAAUAUGGUGUUUUGGCGUGGUGCAGAGUGAGGGGCGCCGUUGGAUUUAUAUACUCCAUGUUGCUUGCCGUGCCCCUCUGCGUUGGUGAUGUGUACUUUUAUAUGACUGUCCCACGCACAUGCACACAUACAUUUGGGUCAUUUGCUGCUUUUUUUAAUUACAAG